GGGAGAAGCAGGCUCCACGCAGGGAGCCCCAUGCGGGACUCGACCCCGGGUCUCCAGGAUCAGGCCCUGGGCUCAAGGCAGAGGCCCAACCACUGAGCCACCCGGGCAGCCCCCAUCCAAGAGUCUUGGGCAGGGAUGGAGAUUGCGUUACUGCGUCAGCCAUGGCCUUCCCGGCCUCCGUCGUGCCCCGAGCCACCCAGGUGCUCCUACUUGAAACAAGAUUUUAUUUAUUAGAGACUGGAGAGCGAGCGCCCCUGAGCAGAGGGAGAGAAAGCAGGCCCCCCUGCCUAGCAGGAAGCCAGAGGGGAGGCUCCCAUCCCCGGGCCCUGGGAUCAUGACCUGAGUCUCAAAGGCAGAGCUCAAGAGACCGAGCCACCCAGGUGCCUCUUACAACAAGAUUUCGGAGUCGAGGUGCGUGGAGCAGUUCCACAUUGUCAUCUUACAGGUUUACUUCUUUGGGAGUCACGCACAGAUUUCAAGAAAGUUAAAGACUCGUAGAGUCUGUGAUGUAAAGACCUAGAAUCACAGAACGUGAAUAUUCCUGUUUUUCCCUUAAAUAUGAAAGUAUUCUAUGUAGAGAAAACAUGGUUCCAAAGCAAACAUGCAGAGAGCACGACCAGAAUCGAGCAAGACGUCUGGAAUUUGCUGAAAUUUGCUGUGCUUGCUGCUUGCCGUGUAACAGUUUCACUGGCGACUUCAGCUUACGGUAUACGCUGCGGCAUAUUUAAGAUCAUCACUCCCCUUUUUUUCAAGCACUUUGGAUUUUAGAGCAAGAGAAUAUAGCUGGACUCUAAUGGGAGCAAUUCUUAGGAAUGUCUGCUUGGAUAUACAGCUGCAGAUCUUGAUUAGUUUUUGAUCUGUGGAUUUUCCUGGGGAGAUUUAGAGAGAUGGGUGUUAUGCCUGAGAUUGCUCAAGCUGUAGAAGAGAUGGAUUGGCUUCUCCCAACUGAUAUCCAGGCUGAAUCUAUCCCAUUGAUCCUAGGAGGCGGUGAUGUACUUAUGGCUGCAGAAACGGGAAGUGGAAAAACUGGUGCUUUCAGUAUUCCAGUUAUCCAGAUAGUUUAUGAAACUCUGAAAGACCAACAGGAAGGCAAAAAAGGAAAAACAACCAUUAAAACUGGUGCUUCAGUGCUCAACAAAUGGCAAAUGAACCCGUAUGAUAGAGGAUCUGCUUUUGCAAUUGGGUCUGAUGGUCUUUGUUGUCAAAGCAGAGAAGUGAAAGAGUGGCAUGGAUGCAGAGCUACAAAAGGAUUAACGAAAGGGAAGCACUACUAUGAAGUAUCCUGUCAUGACCAAGGUUUAUGCAGAGUUGGGUGGUCUUCCAUGCAGGCUUCCUUAGACCUAGGUACUGACAAGUUUGGAUUUGGCUUUGGUGGAACAGGGAAGAAAUCCCAUAAUAAACAAUUUGAUAAUUAUGGAGAGGAAUUCACUAUGCAUGAUACCAUUGGAUGUUACCUUGAUAUAGAUAAAGGGCAUGUCAAAUUCUCCAAAAAUGGAAAAGACCUUGGUCUGGCAUUUGAAAUACCACCACAUAUGAAGAACCAAGCCCUCUUUCCUGCUUGUGUUUUGAAGAAUGCUGAACUAAAAUUUAACUUCGGUGAAGAAGAAUUUAAGUUUCCACCAAAAGAUGGUUUUGUUGCUCUUGCCAAGGCAUCGGAUAGUUAUGUUGUCAAAUCGCAGCACACAGGUAACGCACAGGUGGCACAAACCAAGUUUCUUCCCAAUGCUCCAAAAGCUCUCAUCGUCGAGCCCUCUCGAGAGUUAGCUGAACAAACUUUGAAUAACGUCAAGCAGUUUAAGAAAUAUAUUGAUAAUCCUAAAUUAAGGGAGCUUCUGAUAAUUGGAGGUGUUGCAGCGCGGGAUCAGCUCUCUGUUUUGGAUAAUGGGGUAGAUAUAGUCGUUGGCACUCCAGGAAGACUAGACGAUUUAGUGUCAACUGGAAAGCUGAAUUUAUCCCAAGUUAGAUUCCUGGUCCUGGAUGAAGCUGAUGGGCUUCUUUCUCAAGGUUACUCUGAUUUUAUAAAUAGGAUUCACAAUCAGAUUCCUCAGAUUACGUCUGAUGGGAAAAGACUUCAGGUGAUUGUUUGCUCUGCUACAUUACAUUCUUUUGAUGUGAAGAAGCUGUCUGAGAAGAUAAUGCAUUUUCCCACAUGGGUUGAUUUAAAAGGAGAAGACUCUGUUCCGGACACUGUACACCAUGUUGUUGUCCCUGUGAAUCCCAAAGCUGACAGACUUUGGGAAAGGCUUGGGAAAAACCACAUUAGAACUGAUGAUGUACAUGCAAAAGAUAACACAAGGCCUGGUGCUAAUAGUCCGGAGAUGUGGUCUGAAGCUAUUAAAAUCCUGAAGGGGGAGUAUGCUGUCCGGGCAAUCAAGGAACACAAGAUGGAUCAAGCAAUUAUUUUCUGUAGAACCAAAAUUGACUGUGAUAACUUGGAGCAAUAUUUUAUGCAACAAGGAGGAGGACCUGAUAAAAAAGGACACCAGUUCUCAUGUGUUUGUCUUCAUGGGGACAGAAAGCCUCAUGAGAGGAAGCAAAACUUGGAAAGAUUUAAGAAAGGAGAUGUGAGGUUCUUGAUUUGCACCGAUGUAGCUGCCAGAGGAAUUGAUAUCCAUGGUGUUCCUUAUGUUAUAAAUGUCACCUUGCCUGACGAAAAGCAAAACUACGUACAUCGAAUCGGCAGAGUAGGAAGAGCUGAAAGGAUGGGUCUGGCCAUUUCCCUGGUGGCAACAGAGAAAGAAAAGGUGUGGUACCAUGUAUGUAGCAGCCGUGGAAAAGGAUGUUAUAACACAAGACUCAAGGAAGAUGGUGGUUGUACCAUAUGGUACAAUGAGAUGCAGUUGCUGUCUGAGAUCGAAGAGCAUCUGAAUUGCACCAUUUCUCAGGUUGAACCAGAUAUAAAGGUACCAGUGGAUGAAUUUGAUGGGAAAGUUACCUAUGGUCAGAAAAGGGCCAUUGGCGGUGGAAACUAUAAAGGCCAUGUGGAUAUUUUGGCACCUACGGUUCAAGAGUUGGCUGCCCUUGAAAAGGAGGCGCAGACAUCUUUCCUGCAUCUUGGCUACCUUCCUAACCAGCUGUUCAGAACCUUCUGAUUUUAACAUACACUGAAUAAGAUUUGAAUAAUAAAAUUCUGUAGUCUUAAAACUCUAAAAACAGUUGUACUGCUUCCAAGCAGCAGUAUUUAUAGUAACAUAAGCUAUUAAUGCUAACUCUUGCAUGUCAAGAAACAUUAAUCUUAGGAAUUCUUCAUAAAAUGGCAACCUAAUGAGAAUAAUAAAUUUGAUGACUAUAUUUUUAUGAA
Molecule: messenger RNA, 3301 nt
Organism: Canis lupus familiaris (dog)
Lineage: Eukaryota; Metazoa; Chordata; Mammalia; Carnivora; Canidae
Gene: DDX1
Product: DEAD-box helicase 1
Exons: 26
Coding region: 888-3092 (734 amino acids)
Molecular function (GO): RNA helicase activity; protein binding; nucleic acid binding
Source: RefSeq, a predicted model, not a curated record